GACAGGUGUGUAGGAAGUUGGAAAGUCUGCUGUAAUCAUACACACAAGCACAUUCGAAAUGUCUACCAGACCACAAGUUUCCGUCGUUUCCAUCAAGGGUGAGACCACGUCCACCGCUUUGCCACUUCCAGCCGUCUUCAAGGCUCCAAUCAGACCAGAUGUGGUGCACUCUGUGUUCACAAAGGUGAACAAGAACAAGAGACAGGCUUACGCUGUUGCAGAAAACGCCGGCAUGCAGCACUCUGCUGAAUCUUGGGGUACCGGUAGAGCUGUUGCCAGAAUUCCAAGAGUUGGUGGUGGUGGUACCCACAGAUCGGGUCAGGGUGCCUUCGGUAACAUGUGUAGAGGCGGUAGAAUGUUCGCCCCAACCAAGAUCUGGAGAAGAUGGCACAUCAAGGUGAACCACAACGAAAAGAAGUACGCAACUGCUUCCGCUGUGGCCGCCUCCGCCGUCCAGUCUCUUGUCUUGGCCAGAGGCCACAGAAUCGAGAAGAUUGCUGAAAUCCCAUUGGUUGUCUCGGAUGACUUGCAGUCCGUCGAGAAGACCAAGGACGCCAUCGCCGCCUUGAAGGCUUUGAACGCCCACAAGGACGUCAUCAAGGUCAUCAAGUCCAAGAAGAUGAGAGCCGGUAAGGGUAAGAUGAGAGGCAGAAGAUUCACCCAGAGAAGAGGUCCUUUGGUUGUCUACGCCCAGGACAACGGUCUUGUCAAGGCCUUCAGAAACGUCCCAGGUGUCGAGACCGCCAACGUCAGAUCCCUCGGCUUGUUGCAAUUGGCUCCAGGUGCCCACUUGGGUAGAUUCAUCAUCUGGACCGAAUCCGCCUUUGCUGCCUUGGACUCUGUCUACACCUCCCUCCCAACCAACAUCAUCUCCAACACCGAUGUCACCAGAAUCAUCAACUCUGACGAAAUCAAGGCUGUUGUCAAGGCUGCUGGUCCAUCCCAGUCCAAAAAGACUGCUUCUUUGAAGAAGAACCCAUACAAGAACAAGCAAAUCUUGUACAGAUUGAACCCUUACGCCAAGGCCUUCUCUGAAAAGAAGUUAGGUUCCGCCAAGGCCCCAGCUUCCAAGAAGGCUGACUACGCCAAGUUCACCGAAGUCUUCAACAGUACCACAAGAGCAAACACAAUGGAUAUGAAUGCCCCCACACAUGAAAGUUUGCCCUUAUCGUCCAACCACAGCUUGAACCAAAGUUUAGAUUCAAGAUUUGCAACACAGGAUGUACUCUCGUCAAAUAGCUCCAUUCGGAAUUUUGAGUCGACUAUGGCCAACGAAGAGUACACCCAGCUAACAGAUUUGCUAAACACAAACCCACCGACUCCAACUGAGGCUUUUGUUAAGGGAAUAUCUCCAACGGACUCGGAUGAUGAUGACGAUACCAGGCCGUUUAUUGUAAUCAAUCUUGAAGAUCUCACAAUGAUAUCAUCGUAUCCAAACAACACAACUCCGAACUCCUUUGUAUACAACGCAGAUCAUUCACAGAUGCCAAACACGGCAAAGGAGGUACCUCAUGAUAUUGAGCAAGCAGAAAACUAUACAUCACCUUUGAUCAUGAGACAUGUCAUCAAACAACCGGACGAUAUAUAUCUCACCAGCAUAGUAAAGGCAUACCAAUACCCGAAAGCGUACCAUGCUCUCAUUGCGUAUUUGAAGAAACGAUUCAAUAAACGGCAGUUGCUUGAAAUUGCUAAAUGUAUGGCCAAAUAUAGACCUAGUUUUAUCAGUGCCACCAAGAGUUUGUAUGAGAAUGAUUUGAUUUUCACAGAGAGAAGUUUUCAAAGAACUCUUCUGGAAUAUGAAAACCUGAUCUCAAUGUCUCCUUCGCCUACAAUCAUUUGGAGGCGUACUGGUGAAAUUGUUGCCUUAACCAACGAGUUUGCUGUGAUGACAGGCUAUUCACGAAUGAGUUUGUUGAGUAAACGGACUUACAUAGUGGAGUUGAUGGAUGAUGAGAGUACAAUCAACUAUUUUCGGAGUUUCAGCGAGUUUGCAUUUGGUGAUUUGAAUGCAACUUACGUGACUGAUUGUAAUUUACGGAAGGCAGAGGAUGACAACUAUCUAAGAUGUUGUUGCGUGUGGACUAUCAAAAGAGAUGUGUUUGACAUUCCGAUGUUGAUAGUCGGUCAAUUUUUGCCAGUUUUAGAGUAGUGUAUGAUUGUAUGUAUAAAUGUAUAUUAAUUAAUCAAAAAGAAAAUAAAGUUUCU
This is a messenger RNA of Pichia membranifaciens NRRL Y-2026, 2205 nucleotides long. RefSeq lists its product as hypothetical. The transcript is spliced from 3 exons. NCBI's taxonomy places the organism in Eukaryota, Fungi, Ascomycota, Pichiomycetes, Pichiales, Pichiaceae. The coding region runs from base 59 to 2149 and encodes 696 amino acids. Gene Ontology annotation, molecular function: RNA binding; structural constituent of ribosome. Gene Ontology annotation, cellular component: ribosome; cytosolic large ribosomal subunit. Gene Ontology annotation, biological process: translation. The record is from RefSeq and is a predicted model, not a curated record.